AUGGUGUUGGGUCGGCCUGAGGUAUUCUUCUACCUUGCAUCAUUUACAAAAUUGCGGAUUACUUUGUUUCAACAUGUAAAACCUCAUUUUUCUAACAUACUGAAAAUGUUGGUUGGUUCGCAGAUUGCUGGUUUAGGACUGUAUGCAACCAUUGAUUUAGAGAAGGCACGGGUCGGGCGAACUAGAAACAUUAAAAAUCAAAGUUCCAACCCUCGGUGGAAUGAGUCCUUUCAUGUUUACUGUGCCCACAUGGUUUCUAGUAUCAUAUUCACAAUAAAAGAAGAUAAUCUUGUUGGGGCAACAUUAAUUGGACGAGCUUAUUUGCCUGUUCAGGAAGUUUUAAAUGGCCAAGUAAUCGAAAAAUGGCUCGAAAUAUUGGAUGAAGAUCAUAAACCUAUUCCUGGAGGCUCUAGAAUGCAUAUCAACCUACAGUUUUUCAAUAUAAACCAAGAUAGUAAUUGGUCUCAAGGAAUCAAAAGUCCUAUAUUUGGAGGAGUCCCUUACACAUUCUUCAAGCAAAGACAAGGUUGCAAAAUUACACUGUAUCAAGAUGCCGAUGUUCCGGGUGAUGAAUUUCCCAUGUUUCUUAGUUCAGAAGGCCCGCGUUACGAGCCCCGAAGAUGUUGGGAGGACAUCUUUGAUGCAAUCAGCAAUGCCAAACAUUUGAUUUAUAUAACUGGAUGGUCGGUUUACACUAAAAUCUCCUUGGUAAGGGAUCGAACGAUGCCCAAGCCAGGAGGAGAGAUCAUACUUGGUGAACUGUUGAAAAAUAAGGCAGAUAAGGGGGUGAAUGUCCUUAUGCUUGUUUGGGAUGAUAGAACUUCAGUGGAGGCACUAAAGAAGGAUGGUUUGAUGGCUACACAUGACAAAGAGACUAGAGAUUACUUCCAAAACACAAAAGUUCGUUGUGUGUUGUGUCCACGUAAUCCAGACGAUGGAAAGAGCAUAUUUCAAGGACUCAAGGUUUCCACCAUGUUCACUCACCAUCAGAAGACGAUAAUUGUGGACAGUGAAAUUCCGGGAGGAAGAUCACAGAAGAGGAGGAUUGUGAGUUUUGUAGGUGGCAUUGAUCUUUGUGACGGGCGAUAUGAUACUCUAGAUCAUCCCCUUUUUAGUACUUUGGACACCAUUCAUCAUGAUGAUUUCUAUCAGCCAAACUUUUUAGGCUCUUCAAUCAGAAAAGGUGGUCCCAGGGAGCCCUGGCAUGAUAUUCAUUGCCGCUUAGAAGGACCAGUUGCUUGGGAUGUCCUGUAUAAUUUUGAGCAAAGGUGGAAGAAACAAGUUGGAGAUAAGUAUAUUUUUCCUGUAACUGAACUUGAUAAAUUCAUUAUUCGCCCUUCGCCUGUUACAACAUCACAGGACCUCGAAACAUGGAACGUUCAAAUAUUUCGAUCAAUUGAUGGUGGGGCAGUUUCUGGCUUCCCAGAAAAACCUGUUGUUGCUGCUGCAGUAGGCCUUGUUAACGGGAAAGAUAACAUCAUUGAUCGAAGCAUCCACGAUGCUUACAUCCAUGCCAUUCGCCGAGCAAAGAACUUUAUUUACAUCGAAAGUCAGUAUUUUGUGGGCAGCUCGUACAAUUGGAAAUCAGACGAUAUUAAGGUUGAGGACAUUGGUGCAUUGCAUCUCAUACCAAAUGAGCUUUCUUUGAAAAUUGUUAGCAAAAUUGAAGCAGGAGAGAGGUUCACUGUCUACAUUGUAAUUCCAAUGUGGCCAGAGGGUAUACCUGAGAGCGGUUCUGUUCAAGCAAUUUUAGACUGGCAAAAGAGGACAAUGGAGAUGAUGUACACAGAUAUUGCUCAAGCCUUGAGUGCUAAGGGACUCACUGCAAACCUUAGGGACUACUUGACUUUUUUCUGUCUCGGGAAUCUUGAGGGCCAGAAGAUGGGAGAAUACACACCUCCAGAGAAACCAGAUCCUGAUACUGAUUAUAGCAGAGCUCAACAGGCGCGUCGCUUCAUGAUCUAUGUUCAUGCAAAUAUGAUGAUAGUUGAUGAUGAAUACAUAAUCAUCGGAUCAGCGAACAUCAACCAAAGAUCAAUGGAUGGUGCCAGGGACUCCGAGAUUGCAAUGGGAGCCUAUCAACCCCAUCAUUUAGCAACUACAAAACCAGCCAGGGGUAGAAUAUUCAAUUUUCGUCUAUCCUUAUGGGGUGAGCAUAUGAGCAUGGUGCCCGACAUCUUUGUGCACCCAGAGAGUUUGGAUUGUGUCCAGUUUGUUAAUCGAAUUGCUGAUGAAAAUUGGAAGUUUUACUCAACUGAUACAUACAUCGGCAAUCUUCUUGUCCAUCUCCUUCGCUACCCCGUUGAAAUCUCUAGCAAUGGAAUGAUUGGUACAUUGCCAGGGAUUGAAUUUUUUCCAGACACCAAUGCCAAAAUCCUUGGCACCAGGUCAGAAGAUCUUCCAUCAGUCCUCACUACUUAA
This is a messenger RNA of Ilex paraguariensis (yerba mate), 2421 nucleotides long. The record is from the annotation of a GenBank genome assembly. NCBI's taxonomy places the organism in Eukaryota, Viridiplantae, Streptophyta, Magnoliopsida, Aquifoliales, Aquifoliaceae.